UCAUUUUUAGUUACGUUUGUAGUUCCAUCUGACAUAGACGGUGCGCGCAGUCAACGAUGAGGGUUGAUACGGUUUAAUUCUUCUGCUCACUCUUCCGUUGCGCUACGGCCUUGUCCGGUUCGUUUGUGCUAUCUAUCUUGACGUGGAUAGCUUCGGGGUGAAUAAGAUGAGGACCGGAUAGAUAAGCUUUGAAAUCGCAGUUUUGGCCAGUUGCUACGUUGACGGGAAUCAUAGAGGAAUACCAAUUGUAGCCGAAAAAAAGUUACCAAAAUAAAGUGAUCGACGUGUGAGAUAAUAAUUAUGAGUGGAGGUCGACUUCUGUAGCCAGUAAAAUACAGGAACGCCCAAGCCCAAGACUUCGAACCGAGAUUUAUUUUUAGUUAAUAUUUAACAAAACGAAAUGGAAUUCCUGAAACGAUGUUUCAUCAAGCGUCCAACACCGGAGGAUCUCGCGGAUGGCUUCGAGACAGCUCCCGAGUACACCGCCCGUUGGAAUUCCAUCCGGAUCAUCUAUUACACGACGUUUCUGAUGUCACUUGGCUUCAGCAUAAUCCUGACUGGAGUAUGGCCAUAUCUAGAUAAGUUAGACCCCGAUGCUGGCAAGGAGUUCAUGGGAUGGAUCGUCAGCGCAAACCCGGUAGGGCAGAUGAUCUUCAGCCCCCUGCUCGGCUGGUGGAGUAACAAACUCGGCUCAAUUCGCCUUCCCCUGUUGUGUUCACUAGCACUGUUCUCGAUAGCUAGCGGGAUGUAUUCCACGCUGGAACUGUUCACCUCACAUCACAAGUAUUGGAUGAUGUAUUCGCGCUUCCUGAUUGGCGUGAGUUCUUCAAGUAUUGCCGCAUGUCGUUCGUACCUGUCGGCGGCCACCAAAGUCCGUGAGCGCACGGCAGCUGUUUCGAUGGUGUCGCUGGCCCAGACCCUGGGAUUCAUCGUUGGACCGGCUUUGCAGGGUGUCGUAACUCCCUUGGGUGAUCAGGGAGUUCCGCUGUUCAGAAAUAAACUGCAUCUGAACAUGUACACCGCAACCGGGUGGAUAAACGUUGCGAUGGGAAUUAUGAACUUUUGUCUGUUUUUGCCAUUCUUUUUCAAAGAGAAGCGGAUAGCUGCCAGAGAAGCCAUGGUCCAGCAAGGGAAGCAGAAUGAAAAGGAAACUUGGAAGGCUCUGAAGCCGGACUACGUCUCGGCUUGGUCAUUGAUUUUCGCGUUCUUUAUUUUGGUGUUCAAUUUUGUAUUUUUAGAAACUUUGGCAACGCCGUUAACGAUGGAUAUGUUUGCGUGGACCAAAGCAGAAGCCUUGUACUACAUGGCUUGGGUGAUGGCCGUUGGAGCAAUUGUUGCUUGUGCCACGUUCGUACUUAUUGAACCGUUAUGCAAAAGAUUUCCUGAGCAUAAUGUGCUUCUUUGGGGAGGUUUCUUCCUCAUGGUUUUGGGACGAGCUGUUUAUAUUCCCAUGAGCGACACCCCGCCAAAGCUGGCAGUUCCACUAAACGAAACCAUAUUACAUAAUGCUGAACCGUACGUUUACGCGUCGAACUUCACCGAGGUGUACUCCAAUCUAACGAGGGUCGAGUACGAAGACAUGGCGACAGUGGUGGAAUAUGUCCAAAACGCUGACGUAUUGGGUUGUCCGGUCUCGCAAGAAUGGUGCAAGACAACCAAAGGCAUGACCAUCAGCCAGUUUCUGAUAGGCUACGCAUUCACGGCAAUCGGUUAUCCGAUCGGAGUAACUUUGAUAACAACAAUAUUUUCAAAGAUACUCGGCCCAAGACCUCAGGGCACUUGGAUGGGCAUUAUGACCGGUUCUGGGUGCAUGUCGCGAGCCUUAGGACCAGUAUUUUUGUCAACUAUCUAUACCAAACUGGGACUGUAUUGGACGUUCGGAUCAACGGCAGUGAUGAUGGCAGCCACAAUACUGUGGCUAUGGUUGGUGAGGGAUCGUCUGAUACCGCCGGAGUAUGAGAAUCCCAAUUCGGGUCAAGAACUUCAAACGGUUACCAGUAAAAAGGAUGCCAAUGUGGCGGACCCCUCGGAGCUCGAGAAGCUGAAUGGUAGCAAUUCGCAGGUUAUAGAGCGGCCAGAUCAGCCGGACCCACCUAGUUGAGUCUGAUAUUCGUAGCGAUUAGGUUUAGAUUAAGCGACUGUAUCGACAAAUGUUUUGCAACAAAACUGAGACGUAUGGAGAUCCUUUUAUAUAUGUAUAUUGAUUUCAUUAGGUAUUGAAAUGUAUAUGCAGUUAAAAUAGAUGUGAUACUUACACAAAGACAUCCUCCAAAGUUAGUUCAAAUAUAAUUUCUACGGUGUGGACUUCCUA
Armigeres subalbatus is the source of this 2311-nucleotide messenger RNA. Its product is annotated as major facilitator superfamily domain-containing protein 8-like. Gene Ontology annotation, cellular component: lysosomal membrane. The record is from RefSeq and is a predicted model, not a curated record. Gene Ontology annotation, biological process: transmembrane transport. The coding region runs from base 401 to 2101 and encodes 566 amino acids. Gene Ontology annotation, molecular function: transmembrane transporter activity. The transcript has 5 exons. NCBI's taxonomy places the organism in Eukaryota, Metazoa, Arthropoda, Insecta, Diptera, Culicidae.